UACGGACUGCCUGUUGACUUUGAAUCAGUGUUGAUUCAACCCAAUAAGCGGAACUUGAAGAAGUUGCGAGACGUGCUGCAGCAGGCCUACGAGCAUCUGGACAACCUCUGUGUCAGCAGCAUCAAGGAUGAGGAAAUGUCAGGCCCGGGCUUCGCCCACGGAGAGUACUACCCCUACGUUUCAAUAAACCUCGAGACAAACAUGAUCGACGCUCACUGA
Messenger RNA from Dibothriocephalus latus, 219 nucleotides. The record is from the annotation of a GenBank genome assembly. NCBI's taxonomy places the organism in Eukaryota, Metazoa, Platyhelminthes, Cestoda, Diphyllobothriidea, Diphyllobothriidae.